UAGUUUGCUAUGUGUGUAGCACUUUGAUGUCCGGGUUGAAGACAGGAACAUGUGUCUCUUGAGAUUAUUAACAUAGUUAGUAAAUAUCCAGAGAAUUUUAUUUACUCAAAUAUAAAAUAUAUCGUUUAUCUUAUAGACCUAUAUAUAUAUUAUACAGCGUGGAGACGUGCAUGUAGGGAUUCAAGCUUUGAUACAAAGAGGACAGCCAUCAGCAAAUAACGAAAGAGGAAAGUAAAGCAAAUUUCCCAUUUUAGACCUUGUGGUCUAUAGGGCAGAUGAGCCAAUUCAUGAUGGAUCUAGAGUUGGAGGCAAGUUUCUAGACCCAUGAAUGACACAUCAGAGAACACUUAAGAUGUGAAGUACUUUGAUGAACUCAUACAGUCUAAACCAAAAAGUUCAGAUUGAUUACAAAAUGAGAUGUUAAAAAAACAAACCAGGAAGCCUGACACAUUAGCGUUAAGACUUAGAACUAUUCACAGGAUAGCCCGAAACACGGUCGUGCUAUGCUGAUGUGGAAAACAUAUCCAUCUUCUAUAGGCAAGAAGAUGUGUAACAAAGAUACAAGGAGAUUCAUAUCGUCAAAUGCGUGUUUUAAGAAUCUCUUAGUAUGCUUAAUUUCGUAUUAAACAAUUUAUUCGUGUAUCCUGAAUGGAGGUAACGGGUAGCCAAAUAGAGUACAGUUUACCUGACAGUGCUACGGAGUCGAUAAUUAGCAACUGCACUUUAGAAACUGUAGCUGAGUUUAAAGACACAGCACCAAUCUCAGACCCAGGAGAAAUCAGUGAACGCGAUGAGGAAGGCAUUACGAACGUGGGAGUUGACUACGUCAGCCUGGCCAUUGAGUCCAAGAGCGACCUGGGCUCAGAAACAGCUAACAGGAAAUCGAGCGCAAAGGAUUUACACAAGAAACCAAAAAGUCCACGCAAAUAUUCCUUUCAUGUCGGCUGUCUUGUCAUUUCUAUAAUCAGUGUUUCUCUAGUUCUGCUUGCUUACACAGCAACAAAGUUAGUUAUUGGCAGCAUCUAUUUCACAGAUUGUCAAAUGAUACCAGUCCUACCAAUAUACCUGAUUGUUGAUGCCUGUGUUACUCUUGUAUUCUUCACUGUGCCUUACUUCUACACAAGAGGCCACAAAGAAAGGCCCAAAAAUGGACAAUGGAAAUUCCCUGCCAUUGUCAAAGUUGGUUGUGGCCUGACCCUGAUUUUGUUUCUCUUUCACACAGCCUGGCUAAUUUAUGGAACAGUUUUAGUUGUGGACACAAGAAACACAAUGUACAGUUGUACAAAUGCAACAAAUAUGCAGCCAUUACCUGGUUGUCUUAAAUGUAAUGAAACUUUGGCAAAUUUCACACUGAUAAUUGUAGUUGUUCAGUGGGUAAUUGUAGGCCUCAUUCUAUUAAUAGUCACUUUUCUCAGCUGCUGCUUUUUAUGCUCCAUAUGUUUCAAUAAAUAAUUUGUAAAACUUUUAAGUGAGAUCCAUGAGGAGUGAUAUUAAUAAUAGGAGUAUGAUAUGUCCAAACAGUUCAGAAAUGCCUAAAAACUAGUAAUGUGAACUUUUAUCAUCCUCAUUAGUUUAGCAGGAAACUAAUUAAAAAUUAACAACUUGAAAGGUAGUAAUGUAAUCAAAUGGGAGCUAAAAUCAUUAUUUAAAAAAAAAAAGAUAAUUGUAUGCAUAUUUUUAAUAAAAAGUAAAAGUAAGGUUCCCCUUUCAGGCCUUUGCAAUCUAUAGGGUAGAUGAUGUUAAGGGCAUCCAUUUUUUUUGGCCAAUGGUUAAUGAGCAGGGUUCCAUGUGGCCAGCACAAUGAUUAAACGCCUUUACUUUCCCCAAAUAAAUUAGGUACCCAUUAGAGUUGGGUGGACCCUAGAGGUGCCCUAAAAACCCCGUAAUUCAAAAUCCCAGUCUACACCAAGAUUCAAACCCAGGAUCCCCAGGUUCGGAAGCCAAGUGCCUAACCACUCAUGUCUAAAAGAAAGUUCUAACAAAAAUAAUUCAAUGGCAUUUAAUAAGCAAGUGGAGGUUCCUUUAAAAAAAAAUUACCCAUGCAUGUUCAUGAUGUAAGUGAUAAGUUUAUGCUCUAUAUGAAAUAGGAACAAAAGUUUCCUAUGUAUAUUAACUUACUUAAGUCUAAGGAAUAAAAAUAUGAUUAUUAUCCUUGUUUUUUGAAAGUUAUGGUUUAAUGUUUUAUGCAAAUGUAUGUUUGCUGAGUGUCUCUAAAUUACAUAAUUCUAACUAAUGGUGUUAUUCUUGUUUGUGUUAAUGUGAACAUAAAGUUCACUGCAUUUAUUUGGUCAUCUCUAUGGUAUCAUAAGCUUGACUUCAAAGAGGGAUCCAUAUUUCAACUAAAUAUGUUUGUUAGUUGUUUUUUUUAUUUCUUUUAUCUUCUAUUAAUUGGAUGUAAUCUGAGUGGAAUGACAUGCUUGAUUUAGGUUCCAUUUUAAAAAUUCAUCUUAUUCUUUUGUUAGUUGAAAGUAACUUUAAGUGAUAGUAAAGAAGAAACAUAUACACUUCUCUCAAAACUUAUGGAUACAAAAGCUAUCACAAUUAUGAAUGUUUAUAAUUUAGAAAAUCCUUUAUUUUUUAUAACUAUGUACAAUGUCAUUUAACAAACAUUAGCCAACAAAAAUAUUAAAAGCUAAAUGUUUUUGAAGUGAAAUAUUUCACUUGAUAUAAAUAUUUUCAUAUAAAAUAGUGUUUUUGGGUUAAGUCUUUCUAAAAUUCUGUUUCACUGUUUGUAACAUUGAACGGCUUAUUCUAGGAUUUCUGUAGUUUCUCCACCACAGGUACAUGGUUAAAGCAGACAAUGUAUACCUGAAAUAUACCAUUAAAUGUUAAACUAUUCAGCCUACUAAACUGGUUGAAAUCAUCCAUUUGUUCAAUCUGUUUUGUUUGAAACUAUAUGUUUCAUGUACAUUUUAAUAUUAAUUAUAGUGAACAAUUAAUCAAUAAACAAAUAGUGUACAGUAAUUAACAUUCAGAUGACAUGUGAUACUUUGCACAAAUACAUAUAGGAUAUUCAUAGUGGUUAUAUGUAUUUAUAUACUUUCUUUAUUUCUGUAGUUAUGGAAAUUUAACAUUUAUACCAGGGUAACGAAAAAGAAUCAAAUAAAGCCACAACUUUUGUUGUAUGUUGAUACUUAGACAAGAACUAUUCCAAUUGAAUCUGACUGAAGAUUGUUUGGAUUGUUCUGAUUGUUUUUUUCACAAUUUUUAUUUUAUCAAGAAAGAACAAUUUGACUUAAUGCUGUGCUAGUAAUAAAAAAAAAAAAAAAAAGUUACAUACUCAAGACAUAUAGUAGCUUACCA
Biomphalaria glabrata is the source of this 3303-nucleotide messenger RNA. RefSeq lists its product as uncharacterized. Lineage: Eukaryota; Metazoa; Mollusca; Gastropoda; Planorbidae. The coding region runs from base 649 to 1452 and encodes 267 amino acids. The transcript has 6 exons. The record is from RefSeq and is a predicted model, not a curated record.